Rana temporaria (common frog) is the source of this 4662-nucleotide messenger RNA. It is a transcript of the gene HOXD3, whose product is annotated as homeobox D3. Gene Ontology annotation, cellular component: nucleus. Gene Ontology annotation, biological process: regulation of transcription by RNA polymerase II. The transcript is spliced from 4 exons. Gene Ontology annotation, molecular function: RNA polymerase II cis-regulatory region sequence-specific DNA binding; DNA-binding transcription factor activity, RNA polymerase II-specific. The record is from RefSeq and is a predicted model, not a curated record. The coding region runs from base 1705 to 2940 and encodes 411 amino acids. Lineage: Eukaryota; Metazoa; Chordata; Amphibia; Anura; Ranidae.
UCUUGCAUGACAAACGGAAGCCUUUGAACACAUCGUUGUAUGGAGCCUUUAUCAAGCUAUGCUAUAAAGAUUUAUUGUGUUUUCAGCAUUUGUAAGCAUGUGGGACUUUGCUUGAGGAAAACAUAUGGGCUCCAAUAAACAUUUCACCUUUAUUAGUUAGACCAGGUGUACAUUCAUGAAGGGUGCAUUUAAUGCACUAUAGUUCUUCUUUUAUAUUGCCCAUUUCAAUGUUAUUUGCAUUGAAGGGUUACUAUUUUAAAUAUAUGCAUAGUAUGUAUAGGUACACAUUAUAUUAUACUAGGUAUGGAUCUCAUUGAAAUAAAUUCUCCUUUUGCCUCUGUCAAAGUAAGAUUGAACACCACAUUAACAGAGUGUCUUGGGCUAUUGGGCUUGGAACAGACAGGCUGAUUUAUGUAUAUUUACAGUCAAUUUAAUGUUAAUGCCACUUCUAUAGGCACAGUUUUCCAAAACCAUGUAUACACUUAUAUAGGUGAUAUAUGCUUAUUUAUUCAGAUUUUCCUUCUUCUAUUUGGCAUUCAUUUUCAAUAAUAUCUUAGCAUUGUUUUUUCUUUUUUCUCAAGAACUGUUCUGAAUGAAGAUAAAGAUCCAUAUGAACUGGACUUCUUUUCUAAAUUCUGAAAUUAUUUUCUAUAAUUUCUUCAAUUUUUAAUCAUGUACUAUUUCAGCUUGUGCUCUGUAUGUGCAUUGUAGCCUAGGCUUAGGAAGCUUGACCUACCUGCGAAUAGCUUUCAUCCUCCAUCCAGAUACAUGUGUCCACCUACCCGUUAUGUUUUUAUGUAUUGAAUCAACAUAGAUAUUCUAUAAUAUGUUGUGUUAUUGUAUAGCUUGUGUUGUUGUGCUUUCCAUGGUGAUGAUUUUCCACCCAGCCGUUGAAGAUAAAGCACCAUUUUGGCUUUUUAGGAAAACGCUUAAAUGUAGGAAAUAUAAGUUUAUAGACAAAUAGAAAAAAAAAACAACGCUUUUAAGGCCUCCAACCCGUAUGAGCCAAGUCUAGCAGCCACUACUUACCUUUAAAGCCCUGCACAUUAAUAUGGAACAGAGAGGGAGGUUACAUGUACCAUUUUUUAUUCAAGUCAGUGGCCAUUUCUGCUCCUUUGUUUGCCCUCCAGCUCAUGCCAGGCCAGGUAAAUCACAUUAGAGAGGAAACGUUUCAUUUCAUCUCACCACAACCCCAAAAUGUUAUUAAUAUUCAGAGUAAUGAACACACUGCUCCUUUCAAACCUUAUACAUCGCCCUCCUAUUUUGGCAUUAGUACCCCCCCUAAAAGGGUCCUUUAUUUUCCCAUACUUUAAUUAUCCUGAUGCACAGUUUCAGAUGCCGGUCCCAUUAUAGGCGCAGUUCUUGCGACCAAUCCUUCAGCACGAAGUAAGAUGGAGAUACCUACCUUGAAGCAAAUCAUGCAGCGGCUCUUGCUGUAGAGUGAUCAAGAACGCUUCUUCGCGCUGCAUUAACGCAACCUUUUUUUUUUUUUGGCUUUUGCAUCUGAUUACAAUGAAAAUAUAUGGAUAAUGUGAGAGUCACGUGAAAAGCCAAUACAUGACAUAAGAUGUUAUUGGACCUGCCUUGUCUCAGCUCGUUUAGGACUGGGAGGGAUAAGACAGGCCGUUAUCUCAAGAAGGUCAGAUACAAAACCUGAGCAAGGCGGGCACCACGGGGUGGACUAAAAAGUGACAGAAGAGGUCAAUGCUCAUUGAUAAGGGAGUGAGUUCCCUAUCACUGAGAGAAGGCAGGAUGCAGAAAACAGCUUACUAUGAGAACUCUGGACUUUUUGGUGGUUACACAUAUGCCAAGCCUGAAUCCUACAGCUACAGCUCCAGUCACCAGCCUUACUCCCAGUCCAGUCUAGAGAAUGAUUAUCCAAGUUCAGCUUGUUCAAUCCAACCAUCUGCUAUCAGGCCUCCAACCCAUAAGACUAGUGAUAUUAGUGUCAGCUGCAUGAGGACAUCUUCUAAUCAAAAUGCCAGCCAGACCACCAAUAUAAUUGAUCAGCCUCACCAAGCUUCAUCUCUACCCCCUUCCUCACCCAGCCAUGUUAAUACCUCAACACAGAAAAAAAGCAAGUCCUCCAAUGCAUCCAACUCCUCCCAGCCUACCAUGAGUAAGCAGAUCUUCCCUUGGAUGAAGGAAUCAAGACAAAAUACAAAACAGAAAAAUUCCAGUUCCCCUCCAGGGGAGAACUGCGAGGAGAAGAGCCCCACUGGCCCCGCUUCCAAGAGAGUGCGGACCGCCUACACCAGCGCCCAACUGGUGGAACUGGAGAAGGAAUUCCACUUCAACCGCUACCUGUGUCGCCCCCGCCGGGUGGAGAUGGCCAACCUGCUGAACCUAACCGAGCGCCAGAUCAAGAUCUGGUUCCAGAACCGAAGAAUGAAGUACAAGAAGGACCAGAAAGCCAAGGGGAUCAUGCACAGUCCAGGGGGUCAGUCUCCAGACCGCAGUCCGCCAUUGAGUGGCUCCAGCCAUUUAGGAUAUUCAAGUCAACUGCCCACAGUCAAUAGCCUAAGCUACGAUGCCCCAUCGCCAACAUCGUUUGCCAAAUCCCAGCAGAACAUGUACGGGCUGGCUGCCUACACGGCCCCAUUGAGCAGCUGUUUGCCCCAGCAGAAGAGAUACCCUGGUGCAGAGUAUGACCAUCACCCCAUGCAGAGCAACAGUGGCUUUGCCAACCCCAAUUUGCAGGGCAGCCCUGUUUAUGUUGGAGGGAACUUUGUUGAUUCCAUGCCAGCUUCUGGUCCUAUGUUCAAUGUGGGUCAUCUUUCUCACCCGUCAUCUGCCAGUGUGGACUACAGCUGCGCUGCACAGAUUCCAGGCAACCAUCACCAUGGACCUUGUGACCCCCAUCCCACCUACACAGACCUAUCUUCUCAUCAUACGACUCAGGGAAGGAUGCAAGAAGCCCCCAAAUUGACGCAUUUGUAACUUACAAGAAGGGAGAGAGAAAGAAAGAAAGAAGCUAACUGUAAAACUCCGUUUAAAUUACCUCAAUUUUUUUCUGAAAGAAAAGUUGUUAAUGUAUCUUAUUAUUCUGAGUGCCAACAGCUUAAAGGGAUGUUCUACCUUUCAGCGACUCGUAUAGUUCUAGGAAAACAAGGGACCCUAGUCUUUAAAAGCAUGACAGUGCAAUAACUGCGAAGCAAGGCACAAAAAAAACAAAAAAAACAAAAAAACAUUUUAAUGAUGUACUUGAAGGUAAGUCUGCUAGAAUUUAGUAUUAGCCAGUGUCAUGCAAAAAAAAAGUGUUUUUUUUUUGUUUUGUCUGUUUUUUUGACCAAAUGGAUAUGAAGGGGACAUGAAUUGCAAAUGGACUUUUUUUAUUUUAUUAUUUUUUGCUUUUUAUUUAUAAAUAUUUUAGUGAUGUUGGAAUUGCAUUCAAAUAAGUAACAUGUAUUUAUUUUAUUAUAUCUCGAGCAAACAUUUUUUUUGUUCUUAUUUUUAGCCAUUAUUUAUCCUCGUCUUAAUGUAUUUAUGUGAAUAAGUGAAUUUUACCGAGAAUAACUUGGAAGAAUGAUUUAAGUCCAUUGUGGUCACCUUGACACCUCUUUGCAUUAGAUGGAAAUGCGAUACUGAACAAUAGUGACUGGUGUUUGUGGUAACACAAAAAAAUAGUAGUGUAUCACAAUGGACAUUUGACAUUUUGAAAAGUUAUUUUUUUUAAUUGUCUAGUACCAUUCCAGCAGUAUUUAGAAUAAAACUUAUAUCUGAACUGUAGUGUAUCUGUUUCAGUAGUCUGGUCAACUAGAAAGUGAAUUUUUUUUUUCAUUACCCAAAUGCAAGUUGCAUAAUAGGACCAUGCUUUUUUCAUCAAAGCCACAAUCAGAUGUCUUGAUAGUUAAUAUUUUAUUUUUGGAAAAAAAACAAACUGUGAGGAGUAUUUUUAAUGUGUACGUGUCUGCAGUACCACCUCUUCACACGUCUGGUUCAUAGUUUGUGUGGCUUUCAUUGUUAUUCUUAAAUGAAAAUUUGUAUAUUAAAUGUACAUUUGGAAUUCAAAGUGUAACAAUUUUAGAGAAAAAUCUGAAAAAUAAGGAGGAAAAAAGAAAAAAAAAACGACAAUCACCAUGUAAAAAAAGAAAAGAAAAAAAAAAACAUCAGUAGCCCAGUGUUUUCAAGUUUAUCAAAACAUUCUUGGGAAGGGCUUUUUUUAAACAAUGAAAUUUCGUUUACAGGGUAUGUUCUACAGUAUUAUGUAGGGUUAAUAUAAUAAUAAUAAUACAAAAAAAAAUAGUUAUAAAAAUGAUUUAUUUUAUUUAUGACAUUGGCUGAUCUCUGGUGACAGUUGACUCGCAAUGUAUUGCUUAUAAGGGAGGUUGAGAUAAUUGAACAGCCCACUAAGAUUCAUUAUUUUGUACUCAAAGCAAUCUUCUUCCUACGCAUUCCUGUUUGUUUGGCAAACUAACAUAACUCCUACUCCUAGCCGUGAAAGGAGAUCAGAUUCCCGGCCAGCGAAUCUCUGACCCUUCGUGUUCUACAGACAAGAAUACAUGGUCAGCGACCACUCCAAAAACCACGCCAAAUAAUGAGCCCCCCAUAAGAGCUGCUUAUUGUUUUCUUAUUAAGUUCAAGCUGCAGGGAGAGAGCCGACAAAUCACACUGUACAUUUGCAACGCAUAAAUUGUCCCAAUAAAGUGGAAUUUACAAUUA